AUGGUCAACACAGGUAAGCACGUCGUCUUUGACGUCGUUGGCACCUGCGUGUCGUACGAGGCAUUCUUCGACGGGAUCGAGACGCGCAUGGGCGAGCGUCUUCGCGCAGAAGGGAUCAAGCCACGACUAUUCGGCUUUGCAUGGAUGGAAGCCGCCGAGCGCGAGUGCAGUUACCUGGACAGGUCUGGUCGUUAUGUGCCCUUCUGGAGCGUCUUCCAGCCGCUGUUCUUCCGUAUUCUGUGGAUGGCGGGCAUUCAGGAGCCACGCAAGUUUGCGAACGAGGAGGACGCCGCCUUUAUGGUCGGCGAGUAUCGCAAGUUGGCAGCUCGCCCUGGCCUUCAAGAGUGCUGGGCACGGUUGCGAGAGUCUGGCUUCACUGUUUGGGCUGUGACAACCGGCGAUGCCAUUCGUGUUCAGAGAUACCUAGCCAACGCCGGUGUCGAUUUGCCAACAGAAAAUUUCGUAACUUGCGAUGACCUUGGUGUCGCAAAACCGUCCCUUGAGGUAUACAAGCAUGUCCUCGAAAAGUUUCCUGGAGCCGAUGAGAAAUGGUUCGCGGCGGCGCACAUGUGGGACACCUCAGCGGCAAAGCAGGCCGGAUUUAAGGCAGCUUGGACUUCGGAUUAUGAGAAGGAGCCGGUGACAGAAGUCUUUGGGGAGAUUGAUGUGUUGGCGGAUUCCCUCGUAGAAAUGGCGGACAAGAUCAUUGCUGUAUCUAAUAAAUAG
This is a messenger RNA of Talaromyces amestolkiae, 726 nucleotides long. RefSeq lists its product as uncharacterized. The transcript is spliced from 2 exons. The record is from RefSeq and is a predicted model, not a curated record. Lineage: Eukaryota; Fungi; Ascomycota; Eurotiomycetes; Eurotiales; Trichocomaceae. Bases 1 to 726 code for a protein of 241 amino acids.